UAAUACGAGUAAUAGAAAUAAAUUAAGCGCCUAAGUAACCUGUUCUAUGGUCUACCCUUCCUGCACCACUUUCCUCCGGCGAACCUCCAUACUUUCCGGCAAACUCAGCCCACUACAAACCACCUUCAAAACCAAACCUUUCUCCACAUCCCCAUACCAAAACACCCCAAUUCUUUCACUAUGCUCCUCCACCCAAUCACUCCAACAAACCAAGCAAGCCCACGCCUUUGCCAUCAUCUCCGGCCGCCUUCCAUCCUCCAUCUCCAUCUCCGCCGUCCUCAUCCUCCGUUACGCCAACUUCAACCACCCAUUAACCUCCCACAUUCUGUUUCAACAAUCUUUACCGUUCUCUCGUUCUGCUUUCUUGUGGAACACCAUUAUUAGAGCUUACAGUGUUUCUAAUGUUUAUGAUUGGUUUCAAGUUUAUAACUUUAUGAUUGUUUCUGGUGUUAGACCUGAUGAUCAUACUUUCCCUUUUGUGUUAAAAGUUUGUUGUGAUUAUAUGGAAGUUAGUAAGGGUAAAGAGGUUCAUGGGUUGGUUUGUAAGUCGGGUUUCGGUUCGGACGUGUUUGUCGGGAAUACCCUUUUGAGAUUUUACGGUGAAUGUUGUUGUUUUCAUGAUGCGGAAAAGGUGUUUGAUGAAAUGCCGGUGAGAGAUGUUGUAUCGUGGAACACGGUUAUUGGUGUGUGUAAUUCAAGAACGUUUUGUUAUGAUAAGGUGGUAGAAUUGUUUAGAGAGAUGAUGAGGUGUGGGUUUAUGAAGCCAAAUGUGGUUACUAUUGUGAGUUUGUUGCCUGUGUGUGCUGCGAUUGAGGAUUGUACGAUGACGAGUGUGGUGCAUUGUUAUGCUGUUAAGAUGGGGUUUGAUUGUCGUGUUGUUACGGUAAACAAUGCUUUAGUUGAUGCUUAUGGAAAAUGUGGUGAUUUGGAAAGUUGUAAGCAAAUUUUUGAUGAAAUGGUGGAGAGGAAUGAUGUUUCUUGGAAUGCUAUCAUCACGAGUUUUGCUCACAUGGAUCGUCAUCAAGAUGCGAUGGAUUUCUUUAGAGUGAUGAUUUACAAAGGUGUCGUACCAAACUCUGUAGCAGUUUCUAGCAUGUUGCCAGUUUUAGUUGAGCUUGGACGUCUUCAAUUGGGAACAGAGCUUCAUGGUUUUAGUAUUAGAAUGGGUAUGGAAUCUGAUAUAUUUGUAGCCAAUUCUUUACUCGAUAUGUAUGCUAAAUUUGGAUAUUCAGCCAAGGCAUUAACUGCUUUCAACAAUAUUGAUGCCAAAAAUAUUGUAUCAUGGAAUGCACUUGUCGCUAAUUAUGCUCAAAAUGGCUUUGAAAUGUUAGCUUUAAGUGUAGUAAGAGAGAUGCAAACUCAUGGUCAAGUCCCGGGAGCUAUAACUUUAACAAAUGUUCUUGGUGCUUGUGCACGAAUUGGGCUUGUUUCCCAUGGUAAAGAGGUACACGCCAUGUCAAUUCGAGGUGGUUUUACUUGUCAACUUUUCAUCUCCAAUGCACUUAUUGACAUGUAUGCAAAAUGUGGUCAUCUACAUCUUGCAAGAAACGUUUUUAACGUCUCCUUUAAAGAUAGAAUUUCAUAUAACACACUCAUAUCAGCUUAUUCUCAUACAAACACUUCCGAGUCUCUGUAUCUGUUUCGUGAAAUGUUAUUGCAAGGGCUAGAACCUGACACAAUCUCCUUUGCGGGUGCCCUCUCCGCUUGUGCUAAUAUGGCAGACAUCAAGAAAGGCAAGGAGAUUCACGGAUUUUGUGUAAGAACCCUAUUUCAUAAUCAUCUCCUUGUUUCAAACUCGGUGUUGGAUCUUUACACCAAAUGUGGACGCCUUGAUCUUUCUCAGAAAGUAUUUGAUCAGAUACCCAAAAAAGAUGCGGCUUCAUGGAACACGAUCAUUAUGGGGUAUGGAAUGCGUUGUGAACUUGACACUGCAAUCAGUCUAUUUGAAGCCAUGAAAAAUGAUGAUCAAGAUCACGUGAAACGUGAUUCGAUUACUUACUUAGCAGUUCUAUCCAUGUGUAGUCAUGGUGGAUUGGUUGAUUUAGGAAGAAAAUACUUUGAAGAGAUGAAGGAACAGAACAUUGAACCAUCACAAACUCACUAUGCGUGUAUGGUUGAUCUUUUGGGUCGGGCUGGCCUAAUAGAGGAGGCUGUAGAGAUGAUCAAUGGGUUACCAAUGGAACCAGAUGCGAAUGUUUGGGGUUCUUUACUUGGAGCUUGUAGACUUCAUGGGAAUAUUGAGUUGGGUGAGUUGGCAGUUGAACACCUUUUUAAGUUAAAACCAGAUCAUUCAGGCUACUAUACACUGCUUUCGAAUAUGUACGCAGAAGCUGGGAGGUGGCAUGAAGCUGAUGAGAUCAGGGAGUUGAUGAAGCUAAGAGGAGUAAAAAAGAACCCAGGUUUCAGUUGCCUCUAGGAACCUGGUAACAGUUGAGGCCAAUGUGCACAUUGGUUAUAUGGUCUUUUUUACCUGGCCCGUCUGAACCCAUGAAAUGUAGUCUGCUACAUCAAGAUUUAUAGCCAUUAUCGCUCCAUUAUAUAUCCGGUUGUUGAGGUUGAAUCUGCAGUGGGAAAUUGAAAGCAUACACCUGUUUUUCAUUUUGGCAGAUAUGAUGAUGAAUCACUCAAGUUCUGCUGUUGUUAAUGGCACUUUCUUCAUCUUAAACAAAAGGUAACAUUUUUCUGGUUCUCUCCAUCUCUUAAGCAAAUGUGUGCAGUUGGUGUUCCUGUUAAUGAUUACAUUAUGAAUAUUGUCAUCAAGUAUUGUCUCUUACGUUACGUCUCACCAAUGACGUUUUGCACUGCUAGCCUGGAACUUGAAGCAAGGUAUUACACCUGAUGUGUGCACCACUACACCUUAGCACACUAUUAUAUGGACUCAUCCUAGAAGAUAGGAUUCUUGUGGCAGAAUGAUUCUCUAAACUGAAACUUUUUGUGAACUGAUGUAGUUAUAUUUAACACAAUGAUUAAAGGCCUUUGCAAAUUUGGAAAUAAUGCUACUGCCAUUUCUUUGCUUAAGCUUACAAAUCUAGAAGGAUGCAAACCUGAAGUUGCAUAUAACACCAUCAUUGAUAUUCUUUGCUAGGACAAAUUUAUAGAUGAUUCUUCCAAGCUGUUUAAAGAGACGGUCUUUCAAAAAGGCAUCCCACCUAAUGUCAUCACAUAUAACCCUUUGAUUUCUCGGCUCUCGCCUUCGUAGCUUAGAUUGUUUGGAUGAGGCCUCUCAUAUUAAAAAAGAAAUGGAGGAUGAUAGAGUCUCUACAGUUGUGCAAACGUACACUGUAGUAGACUAGUAGUUGAUGCCUAUUGCAUAGAAGGUAAGAUAUUUGAUGCAGAGGCUAUUCUCAGCAUCAUGGUUGAGUGAAGCAUGAUUUCUAACAUAGUAAUUGAUCAAUACUUAGAGAUGGUAACUGUUGGCGAGGUAAAUGACCAAGGCAAAGACAGUUUUAGAUUCAAUAGCAUUGAGUGGUCUUGUCCCUACUAUUACUUACAACAGUUUUCUAAAUGGGUAUUGCAAGAAUUCAAAUAUAGAAGAGGUCAUGCAUAUUUUUUUUUGAAUUGGCGUUUAGGACCCCGAUACAUUCACUUACAGGCUAAAGCAUCGUGAUAUAGAGAUUGUUUCAAUCUAGAUGAUGUGGAUAUGCACGCAAACUCUUUGAUGAUAUGUGAGAACACAGCCAAGUUCCAAAUGAUUUGACUAAUGGUAUCAUUAUAGAGCGUCUUUGCAGCUACCAUUAUGUAGAAGAAUAGAUCCCUUUGUUCAAUUUGAUGGGUAAUGUGAAGCUAAAAUAUAAUAUUAUUGUGUACAACUGUACACUAUCCUUAUAGAGGGUGCAAGCAAAUGGGGAAGCCUGAUAUUGCAAUGGCUCUUCUUCAGUACCUGAUGGUUAAAGAUUUGCAGCCUGAUGUUUGGAGUUUGGACAUAUAAGUGGUUUGUGUGGGGAAGGUCUACUGAAAGAAGCUAAACUGUCAUUUCUAAGAUGGACAGGAAUGGUUGCCCGUCAUAUAAUGUAAUGUAUCGUGUUCUUCUCCAAUGAUAUCUCUGACUAACCAGCACCUUGAUGAUGUAGAGAUCCUUUUACAAGAAAUGGAUAGAAGGUUUCUCAGUUGAUUUUUUGAGUUUUGACCUUUUCACUGCUAUUGAAUCAAAUCGUAGCUGGUACACUAAAUAAAACUUAAGCUGAUACGCUUCUAAUUCUUCUGCUUAGAUGGCAGUCUGGGAAAGAGAAAAGUGAUCAAUGAAUCUUGUUUUUAUGUGAGACGAGAAAUGAAAUGUUGUUCUGCUGAUUUAAACACCAUUUGUGCUCCCAUUUGCUGUAAAUCUCCGUACUGCUUGAAACUUAUCAGAUGUUACCUUUUAUAACUGAA
Molecule: messenger RNA, 4368 nt
Organism: Erigeron canadensis
Lineage: Eukaryota; Viridiplantae; Streptophyta; Magnoliopsida; Asterales; Asteraceae
Product: pentatricopeptide repeat-containing protein At3g16610-like
Exons: 1
Coding region: 47-2416 (789 amino acids)
Biological process (GO): RNA modification
Molecular function (GO): protein binding; RNA binding
Source: RefSeq, a predicted model, not a curated record